Molecule: messenger RNA, 1356 nt
Organism: Entrophospora candida
Lineage: Eukaryota; Fungi; Glomeromycota; Glomeromycetes; Entrophosporales; Entrophosporaceae
Source: the annotation of a GenBank genome assembly
AUGUCUAGGGAAAUUCGGAAAAGUUUAGGAGGUGGAAGAGAAUUUGGUAAAACAGGAUUUUUCCUUUGCCAUAAAGACAGGUGUAAAGAAAUAGCAAAUAAUAAUUUGGAAGCAAUUAAGAAAAUGUGCUCAGAAAAUAUCGAAAUUUCAAGAAUCAUUUUCAGUAAUCCUUUUUGUUCGGCUCGGGAAGACGCCUUAAAAAGUUUAAUUAAAGAAUUAGAAAAUGUCGAAAUAGAGGCACUUACUUUUAAUAUUGCCGAAGAACCAGUUAUCAAUUCGCAAUUUUUAGAGGUAAUUGAAAGCAUUAUCGAGGCUAAACCAGAAACAAUUUUGUCCCCUACCGAAAAAGAAAGGAUAAAAAAUGCCUAUAUUGGAAGCAAUACGAAAACAAAUGCCAUCGAAAAUAUCAAUGAAAACAGAAAACAAUAUUUUAUUGAUGAAAUUGAAAAAGUAGAAGUUGGUUUUUUAUUUACUCCCGUUCUUAAUCAAGCAAAAAGAGAAAUAGAAGAAAAAAAAGGUUCAGAGUCUCCUCUGGAAAACCCAUCCCAACAGAAACUAACCCAAAACAAAAACCAAAUAAAACAAGAAUACAAUUUAAGUUCAGAAGAAUUCAAUCUAGUUUUAGAACCUAUUACUGAUUCAGAACUGUUAGAAGAAGUAAAAAAACUAAUCAGUAAAGUAAAGACAGGAACCCAAGAUACUGAUUCAGAUAGUCUUUUUGAGAUUUUAAAGGCUUUCAAGCAAGCCCCAGAUGGUUCUCUUAAAAAGCAAGCUUACUUAUCAGUAAAUAGUUAUCAGCAGCAAGCAGACCUAUUAAUUAGUAACUUAGAAAGCAAGCAGCAAAAGAGACAGACUUCUUUACAAGAGUUAAUGAAAGCCCAAGAUGAACAAGAACUAAAUGAGAUUUAUUCGGCCAUUAAAGAAGACCCUGAACUUUAUCAAGAUCAUAAUCAAUCCUUAAUAGAUAAUCAUCAAAAGCGAGUAGCCAGUGCUUUAGAAAUAAUCAAUUCCCAAAAUCAAGGUGAUUCAGUCCAAGAAUUAGUUACUACUUUACGCACUAUUAUCGCUAGUGAUAGUAGCAAAGAAGACUUAAUUAGUUUAGAGCAAAAGGUACAAGAGUAUCAAAAAGCUACCAAAGGAGAAAAAGCUAAUCUUUAUCAGCAAUAUAGUUCCAUUAUUGACCAAAUGGAACAAGAAAUAAAGUCUGAGUUAACUCGUCGGGACAAAUCUGAAGAAGAACAAAAAGAUAAUUCUCCUUCUCAGUCCACUACUCCCCCCACUGCCUCAGGAAAGGGCUUCCUGUUUCCCCUAUUAGGUUUAGGCAGUCUUUUUAACUUAAAUAAACAAACUACUUAG